AUGACCGUCGCAACCCCCCGCUUCUCCACAAACGACGUCACAGUCGUCUUCUUCCUAGGCGGCCCAGGAAGCGGCAAAGGAACCCAAUCCGCCAACCUAGUCAAGUCCUACGGCUUCGUCCACCUCUCCGCCGGCGAUCUCCUCCGCGAAGAACAAGACCGCUCAGGCAGCCAAUAUGGCGAGAUGAUCAAGGAAUACAUCCGCGAAGGCAAGAUCGUGCCAAUGGAACAACCCCCCGCCCCCGGCACGAAAGCCCGUUUCCUGAUCGAUGGCUUCCCGCGUAAGCUCGACCAGGCCGUUUUCUUCGAGGAGACUGUCUGUCCCUCGGAGCUUGUCCUUUUCCUUGAUUGUCCCGAGGCGGUCAUGGAGACCCGCUUGCUGAAGCGUGGUGAGACUAGUGGUCGGGCUGACGAUAAUGCCGAGUCUAUUCGCAAGCGGUUCCGUACUUUUGUCGAGACUUCUAUGCCUGUUGUUGACGAUUUCCGGGCUAAGGAUAAGGUUGUCACUGUUACUGCGGAUAAGUCUGUUGACGCCGUUUAUCAGGAGGUCAAGGCUGGAAUUGAGGCUCGUGGUAUCUCUCCUCGUUAA
Messenger RNA from Penicillium nucicola, 588 nucleotides. RefSeq names its product uridylate kinase ura6 (gene ura6). The record is from RefSeq and is a predicted model, not a curated record. The transcript has 2 exons. NCBI's taxonomy places the organism in Eukaryota, Fungi, Ascomycota, Eurotiomycetes, Eurotiales, Aspergillaceae. Gene Ontology annotation, biological process: CDP biosynthetic process; UDP biosynthetic process; 'de novo' pyrimidine nucleobase biosynthetic process. The coding region runs from base 1 to 588 and encodes 195 amino acids. Gene Ontology annotation, cellular component: cytoplasm; nucleus. Gene Ontology annotation, molecular function: UMP kinase activity; ATP binding.